Chanos chanos (milkfish) is the source of this 3549-nucleotide messenger RNA. It is a transcript of the gene mybpc2a, whose product is annotated as myosin binding protein Ca. Lineage: Eukaryota; Metazoa; Chordata; Actinopteri; Gonorynchiformes; Chanidae. The transcript is spliced from 30 exons. Gene Ontology annotation, molecular function: protein binding. The record is from RefSeq and is a predicted model, not a curated record. The coding region runs from base 1 to 3549 and encodes 1182 amino acids. Gene Ontology annotation, biological process: sarcomere organization. Gene Ontology annotation, cellular component: M band.
AUGGACUCUCCAAGACCCCUGAAGGUGUCCUGUGAUCUCAAUCCGAUUGAGCGUCUGUGGGAUGUGCUGGACCGGCAAGUCCGAUCCACGACGGGUCCACCUUGCAACUUACAGGACCUGAAGGAUCUGCUGGACAUGGCAUAUCCAGCCGAACAGAGAAUCUCAACACUAAACGUCCCAGAGAAAGAGCUGGAAGCACAUCACCUCAGGACACCUCAUCAGGCCAAGGGUUACACAGAUAAACCAGCUGAGGAGACAGUGCCAGGGGACGAUUCCCAGGUGCCAGAGCUGACUGGUCUCUUCGUAGAGAGGCCUCAGAGCGUCACGGUAACCAAAGGAAAAGAUGUCACGUUUGUGGCGAAGGUGGACUCCUCUAACCUGAUUAGGAAGCCAAAUAUGAAAUGGUUAAAGGGGAAAUGGCUAGACCUGGGCAGCAAAGCUGGGAAACACCUGCAAUUCAAAGAGACUUAUGACAGGAACACCAAGGUAUACACCUAUGAGAUGAGCAUUAAAAAGGUGGUAGAUGGAGAUGCUGGAGGCUAUCGCUGUGAGGUCACCUCUAAAGACAAGUGUGACAGCUGUACAUUUGAGGUCACUGUUGAAGCUGUCCAAGAGGAACAGCCAGCCAACAUUCUGGAAGCAUUCAAACGCUCUGGAGAUGCUGGAGAGGACGCUGGUGACCUGGACUUUAGCGGCCUGCUUAAGAAAAGGGAGGUUAAGAAGGAGGAACCGAAGGAGGAGGUGGAUGUGUGGGAGAUCCUGAAGAAUGCUAAGCCAUGUGACUAUGAGAAGAUUGCUUUUGAGUACGGCAUCACAGACCUGAGGGGGAUGCUCAAGAGACUGAAGAAGAUGAAGAAAGUUGAGCCGAAGAAGAGCGAUGCCUUCCUGCGGAAACUGGAACCUGCGUAUUCAGUGGAGAAAGGGAAAAGGAUCCAGCUGUCGGUGGAAUUGACAGAUCCAAACGCUCAGGUCAAAUGGCUGAAGAACGGGCAGGAGAUCAAGCCCUCAGCCAAAUACGUGUUUGAGAGUAUUGGGGGUAUCCGCAAACUCACCAUCAACAAAUGCAAUCUCUCAGACGACGCAGCCUAUGAGUGUGUGGUUGGAGAAGAGAAGAGCUUCACUGAGGUCUUUGUUCAGGAGCCGCCUGUCACUAUCACUAAACUGCUGGAUGAUGUCCACGUGGUCGUUGGGGAGAGGGUAGAGUUUGAGGUGGAAGUUUCUGAGGAAGGAGCCAAUGUCAAAUGGAUGAAGGAUGGGGUGGAGCUGAGUCGAGAUGGAAAGUACCGCUUUAAGAAGGAUGGAAAGAAGCACUGGCUCAUCAUCAAUGAGGCAACUAAGGAGGACAUCGGAAUGUACCAAGUCUUCACCAAUGGGGGGGAGUCUAAGGCAGAGUUGGAAGUGGAAGAUAAGGAACUUGAGGUUCUGCAGAGCAUCGCUGAUUUGACUGUGAAGGCUGCUGAACAGGCUGUCUUUAAAUGUGAGGUGUCUGAUGACAAGGUGACUGGCAAGUGGUUUAAGAAUGGCGUGGAGGUUGUCGCCAGCAAUCGUAUCAAAAUGACCCACGUUGGCAGGAUCCACAAACUCACGAUUGAUGAUGUUAAGCCAGAGGAUGCAGGAGACUACACUUUUGUCCCGGAUGGAUACGCUCUCUCUUUGUCAGCAAAACUCAACUUCCUGGAGAUCAAGAUCGAUUAUGUCCCUCGUCAGGACCCUCCCAAGAUCCACCUGGACACCACCGGAAGCAUGGUCAACAAAAACACCAUUAUAGUGGUGGCUGGGAACAAGCUGCGACUGGACGUGGAGAUCACAGGAGAACCAGCUCCCACUGUCCUCUGGAAGAAAGGAGACACAGAAAUAACCAACAGCGAGGGACGGGUCAGGGUGGAGCUGAGGAAGACUCUGUGUAGCUUCGUCAUCGAGGGCGCAGAGCGAUCGGACGAGGGACUCUACAACAUCACUGUCACUAACCCAGCCGGGGAAGACAAAGCAGAGAUUAUGGUUAAGAUUGUGGAUGUUCCUGAUCCACCUGAGAAUGUGAAGUGCACUGGUGUCGGAGAGGACACCGCUACUAUCACAUGGGAUCCUCCCAAAUUUGAUGGAGGUGCUCCAGUGAAAGGGUAUCUGAUGGAGAGGAAGAAGAAAGGCUCAUCCAGGUGGACAAAGCUGAACUUUGACAUCUUCGAGUCCACCACCUACGAGGCCAAGAAGAUGAUAGAGGGGGUGCUGUACGAGAUGAGGGUGUUUGCCGUGAACGGGAUUGGCAUCUCCCAGCCCAGUGUCAGCUCCAAACCUUUCAUGCCCAUCGCCCCCACGAGUGAGCCCACACGUCUCACAGUGGAGGACGUCACAGACAGCACGUGUGCACUGAAGUGGCGCCCCCCCGAGAGGAUAGGGGCCGGUGGCAUUGACGGAUAUAUCAUUGAGUACUGUCUGGAGGGAGGAAAUGAGUGGGUGCAGGCCAAUCAGGAACCCAUAGAAAACAACAGCUACCGGGUGAGAGGUCUACCGGUGGGGGAGAAGAUGGUGUUCAGGGUGACGGCCGUGAAUAUUGCAGGUCGCAGCCCCCCGGCUGUCCUUCAGCAAGCUGUGACAAUCCGAGAGAUUAUGGAGCGCCCUAAGAUCCGUCUGCCGCGCCAGCUGAGAACCAAGUUUAUAAAGAUGGUCGGAGAGAAGGUCAACCUUGUCAUCCCAUUCCAGGGGAAGCCACGCCCUGUUGUGAACUGGUAUAAGGAUGACAAACCUCUGGACCCUGGGCUGGUCAACAUUCGCACUAGUGAGGUUGACACCAUCCUAUUCAUUCGCCAGGCAGAGAGACAGCACUCCGGCCAUUACACACUGAUUGUGCAGAUUGAGAACAUGGAGGAUAAAGCUACCAUCGAAAUCCAGAUUGUCGAGAAGCCUGGUCCACCUGUAAAUGUCCUGGUCACUGAUGUGUGGGGGUUCAAUGCUGCCCUGGAGUGGAAACCACCCAAAGACAACGGCAAUACUGAGAUCAGUGGCUACACCAUCCAGAAGGCUGAUCUAAAGACCAAGGAGUGGUUUACAGUCUAUGAACACAACCGUAGGCCAAGCUGUACGGUGUCAGACCUGGUGAUGGGGAACGAGUAUACCUUCCGUGUGUUUAGUGAAAACAUCUGUGGCCUGAGUGAUGAGGCUGGUCUCAGCAAGAACACGGCGGUCAUUGACAAAACAGGUCUGAAGUAUGACCCCAAGCCCUUUAAGGAGAAAGACAUGUGUCAUUCUCCUAAGUUUACUACACCUCUUGUGGACAGGUGUGUUAUCGCUGGCUACCCUGCAGCCAUCAGCUGUUCUGUCCGUGGUUACCCCAAGCCCAAGAUUAUUUGGAUGAAGAAUAAGAUGAUCAUUGGGGAAGACCCAAAGUUUCUCAUGCAGAAUAAUCAAGGUGUUUUGACUCUGAACAUCCGUAAGCCUAGUUUGUUUGAUGGGGGGAAAUACACCUGCAAGGCCAUCAAUGAGCUAGGAGAGGAUGAGGUGGAAUGCAAGCUGGAGGUCCGAGUCCUAACAGAUAAAGAGGAAGUCAAGAAAUGA